AUGCUGGCCAUCUCUCUCUUGCUGCUGGUGACGGCAGCCGGUGAAGCUGUGACCGAUAUUUACAUGACUGAAACAUCCGUUAAUCCCGGGCUUUCUUUCAGUGUCUCGUCGGUGUCCUCCCCAUCAGCUCCUCAGUAUCAUGCUGAAGAGUAUGCCGAGCCUGGGAUCGCUUUAGCAAGGUCAGCCGACACGCAUGAACCAGCUGCUGCCUCUGACUCCGGUGAAUCAUCUCAUCACGGAGGAGGGUAUAAGAUUGUACAAUGGGAAUGGAGUUAUGUGCAACCGCCAUACAUAAUAGCAAUAUGGCUCCUGGUGGCCAGUGUUGCCAAAAUACUGUUCCAGUUUUCCCAGCGAUACACUACUGCAGUUCCAGAGAGUUGCAUGCUCAUUCUACUGGGUCUUGUCCUGGGUGGCAUUGUCCUAAUGGCCAGCAAGAAGCCAUUGUACCAUCUGGAUCCCAGCCUCUUCUUCCUUUUUCUGCUGCCUACCAUUGUUGGAGAUGCUGGGUAUUUCAUGCCCAGCAGGCUUUUUUUUGACAACCUGGGUGCCAUUUUGAUGUACGCAGUGGUGGGCACCCUGUGGAAUGCCUUCUGCACGGGAUUCUGUCUGUAUGGGAUGAAGCUGGCUGGGGUUAUUGGUAAGAAGGUGGAGGCAGACAUGAUGGAGUUCCUUCUCUUUGGGGCUUUGAUCUCAGCAGUAGACCCUGUGGCUGUGCUGGCUGUGUUUGAGGAGAUCCAUGUCAAUGAGACACUUUUCAUCAUUGUGUUUGGGGAGUCAUUGCUCAAUGAUGCUGUCACAGUGGUGUUGUACAAGGUGUACAUCGCUUUUGUGGAAGUGGGACCAGGAAAUGUUCAGACAGCAGAUUAUUUUAAAGGAGUGGCCUCCUUCCUUAUUGUCAGUAUUGGGGGAACUCUGGUUGGGCUGAUCUUUGCUGUCAUCCUGGCGUUUAUCACACGAUUCACCAAAAGGGUUCGCAUCAUUGAGCCGCUCUUUGUGUUCCUCCUGGUCUAUCUGGCCUACCUGACAGCUGAGCUCUUCUCCCUAUCUGCCAUCCUUUCCAUGACCUUCUGUGGCAUAGGCUGCAACAAGUAUGUAGAGGCCAACAUUUCUCAGAAGUCACGCACUGCAGUGAAGUACACCAUGAAGACUCUAGCCAGCAUUGCAGAGACCAUCAUCUUCAUCUUCUUAGGAAUCUCUGCUGUGGACAAAUCCAAGUGGGCAUGGGACACGGGCCUGAUCUCUUGUACCCUCAUCUUCAUAUUAGUCUUUAGAGCCAUUGGGGUUGUAAUGCAAACCUGGGUGUUGAAUUGGUUCCGGCUAGUUCCACUUGACAAGAUUGAUCAGGUGGUGAUGUCGUACGGUGGUCUGAGGGGUGCAGUUGCAUUUGCAUUGGUGGUAUUACUUGACAAAGAUCAGGUGAAGGCAAAGGACUACUUUGUGGCAGCCACGAUUGUCGUCGUUUUCUUCACGGUUAUGUUCCAGGGCCUAACCAUAAAGCCUCUGGUGAAAUGGCUAAGGGUUCCACGUAGCACAAAUCGCAAGCCCACUCUCAAUGAAGAAAUUAACGAGAGGGCCUUUGACCACAUCCUGGCUGCAGUGGAGGACAUUGCCGGGCUGAAUGGUUACCACCACUGGAGAGACAAAUGGGAGCAGUUUGACAAGAACUAUCUGAGUAAGCUGUUAAUGCGGAAGUCUGUGUAUCACAAGGGAGAACUCUGGGAAGCGUAUCAGAAGAUCAAUAUCAGAGAUGCUAUAAGUUUCAUUGACCAGGGAGGCAACGUGCUCUCCUCUGGAAGGCUGUCUCUUCCAUCCAUGGCCAGCAGGACAUCCUUCCCAGAGGUCACCAAUGUCGCCAACUACCUGCGAGAAAAUGGGAGUGGAGUGUGCAUUGAUCUACAGGUGGUUGAUACAGUUCCAAGUGUGAAAGAAGAGGAGACAGAGACACACGAUGUCCUAAUGGGGAACCUGUACAAGCCUCGGCGAAGGCACGAGGGGCACUACAGCCGCCACUUCAUGACUGUGGGGGAUAAAGAGAGACAGGACAGGGAGGUGUUCCAGAGAAACAUGCGCCGCCGUCUUGAGUUCUUCAAGUCCACCCAUUAUAAGGCCAAGGGCCGCUACAGGAAGUCCCAGAAAAAGCGUAAAAGUUCAGAUGCAAGAGAAACAGAAUCCAGUGACAAACCAAGCAGAAACGUCAGUUGGCAGGACACAGUUCCUCUGGUUGCCGCUGUGGAUUCUGAGGAAGAGAAGACUCAGAAAUCAGAGGCCGAGAAGGAGGAUGACGUCGGAAUCACUUUUGUGGCCCGCAGGAAUGAGGAACCUCCAAAGGAGAGACCAAAAUCAGUCCCAGCAGCAUUAGAGUUGUGUCAGAUCUCCUCUAUCAUCCCCCCAUCCCUCACACAUGGAGAAAAACACCUUCCCUGGAAGGGGAGUGGAGCAACUUUUCCUGUCUGUGUCUCCAUGGAGACCACCAAAAUCAUCCCCAUUGACCUACAGCAGGCUUGGAACCAGAGCAUUUCCUCUCUGGAGAGCGUGACCUCUCCACAGGUAACAGCCCUCAGCACACAGGAGGGAGUCCAAGCAGGAGGAAGAGGAGGAGGCCCAGCUCGUGGAUCGACAUUCCUGUUCCCCCAUGGAGGACAGGGAGAGGGUGCCCAGCCCGUUAGGCUGCCACCACCUCCUCCUGCUCCUCCUGGUCCUCCAGCUCCUCCCGCACCUCCUGCUCAGAGUGCAGGGGAGAGAACCCCUUCUUCUGACAGGAAUCCCCAUGUUUAUCUGAGGAGUCUGGUCCCUUCGGCCCUUCCUGGCACUGGGCUACAGAGCAGGGGACCCACCCAGCUUUAG
This is a messenger RNA of Megalops cyprinoides (Indo-Pacific tarpon), 2844 nucleotides long. Its product is annotated as sodium/hydrogen exchanger 5-like. Gene Ontology annotation, cellular component: membrane. The record is from RefSeq and is a predicted model, not a curated record. NCBI's taxonomy places the organism in Eukaryota, Metazoa, Chordata, Actinopteri, Elopiformes, Megalopidae. Gene Ontology annotation, biological process: sodium ion transport; proton transmembrane transport; regulation of pH. Bases 1 to 2844 code for a protein of 947 amino acids. The transcript is spliced from 16 exons. Gene Ontology annotation, molecular function: sodium:proton antiporter activity.